Molecule: messenger RNA, 4280 nt
Organism: Motacilla alba alba
Lineage: Eukaryota; Metazoa; Chordata; Aves; Passeriformes; Motacillidae
Gene: ELN
Product: elastin
Exons: 48
Coding region: 1-3705 (1234 amino acids)
Molecular function (GO): extracellular matrix structural constituent
Source: RefSeq, a predicted model, not a curated record
AUGACCCCGCCCAGGACUGCCUCACAGAACACGCGACCCCGCCCCGGCCAAUUGGUUGGGGGAGCCCGCCCCGGCCACGCCCCCGCACUCCAUUGGUUACGAACGCCCGCCCCGGCCACGCCCCCGCACUCCGUUGGUUACGAACGCCCGCCCCGGCCACGCCCCCGCGCUCCAUUGGCCGCCGGAGCUGCCCCUCGGGGCGUUGGGAGCGACCAAGGGUCAGUUCCCAUUGGGUCGCUCUUGUCGCAGGCGCGGGGAAGUGUUCUGGACAGGUCACCUCCUGCGCGGCCCCUGGCACCAGCCCCACACGGCCCCAGUGCUGCGCUGUCAUCUCCAUCCUGCACCCGCAUCUCCUUCCUCCGCUCCGACCGUCCCCCAGUGCGGCCACCACCCGAGCCUGCCGUGUCGCACUCAGGGCCUGUCUGGGUCACAGAAGGAGCCGGGCUCCUUCUGAAGCUGCGGCUGUUGCGGCUGCAGAAGCAGGGCUGGCCCUGGGAGCUCCCCGUGGCCAAGGCUGGCUCGGACCCCGGGAUCUCUCCAGCCCUGGAGGUCCCGGCCUCCAUCGCCUCCCGACAGGCCCAGAUGGCUCCGAGUGCCGAAGCCGAGGAGAGGCGGCUGCUGCCGCGCAUCGGGCGCAGGCCCCGCAGAGCCCCGGCACAGCCCGGCAGUGCCGUUUCCUAUGACAACGCCGUCAACAGCGCCAGGAGCAGGGCUGGGGUCCGGGGGCCCGGGCAGCGGUACUGGCACCGGCACCGAGAUCCGGACUCCGUGCACGAGGCACUGGCACCGGGCACGCCCGCGGGAGCACGGGGGCAUUGCUUCAAGAGAUGGCAAGGCAGGCAGCUGCACCCCUCCUCCCCGGAGUCCUCCUCCUCCUCUCCAUCCUCCCGGCUACUCAGCAAGGAGGGGUUCCUGGUGCUAUCCCGGGAGGGGGAGUCCCAGGAGGAGGCUUUUUCCCAGGUGCUGGAGUUGGAGGUUUGGGAGCAGGACUCGGGGCUGCAGGAAAACCUCCCAAACCAGGGGUCGGAGGACUUGGGGGGGUCGGAGGACUUGGGGGACUCGGCCCCCUUGGCCUGCAGCCAGGUGCUGCGGGUCUGUUCCCCGGAGCUGCCUUCCCAGGGGGGGCGUUCCCCGGAGCCGCCUCGGCCGCGGCGCUCAAGGCUGCUGCAAAAGCUGCCAGCCGCAGGUACACCCCUCUUCCCAACGCCCCCAGGUGCUGGCAUUGGAGGCGUGGGUGGAAUUGGUGGUCCUGGUGGCCUCGGGGUCUCCACAGGUGCCGUGGUACCGGGCGCGGUGCAGCCCGGCCUUGGCGCGGCAGGGAAACCCCCUAAAAUACCAGGUGCUGGGAUUCCUGGAGCUUUUCCAGGCGGCGUGCUCCCCGGCGCAGGUGUUCGCUUCCCUGGUGUGGGAGUGCUGCCUGGAGUCCCCACUGGAGCUGGAGUCAAGCCUAAAGCCCCAGGAGUUGGAGCCUUUGGAGGUAUCCCUGGACUGGGAGGUUUUGGAGGUCAGCAGCCCGGUGUCCCUCUGGGUUAUCCCAUCAAAGCUCCUAAGCUCCCAGGUGGCUAUGGACUGCCCUACACCAACGGCCUCAGGCCCGGUGGGAUAGGAGCCGGCCUCCUGGCAGGAAAGGCAGGAUACCCCACCGGGACAGGGGUCGGAGCACAGGCAGCAGCAGCGAAGGCAGCAGCAAAACUUGGAGCCGGUGUCUUGCCCGGCGUUGGCGGCAUCCCAGGAGUUGCACCGGGUGUUGGCAUCGGCGGUGUCCCAGGAGUUGGAGUCGGAGGACCGGCAGCAGCGGCAGCAGCGGCGAAGGCAGCGGCAAAGGCGGGAGCUUUUGGUCCAGGGGCAGUGCCCGGAGUCGGAGGCGUCCCUGGCUUGGUGCCCGGUGUCGGAGGUGUCCCGGGGGCGGUGCCCGGCGUCGGAGGUGUCCCCGGCGUGGCAGGGGUGCCGUCGGCAGCAGCAGCAGCAAAGGCAGCUAAGUACGGCGCCGGCGUUCCCGGUGUCGGUGUGGGUGGCGUCCCCGGCCUCGUGCCCGGAGUCGGAGGCGUCCCUGGCUUGGUACCUGGUGUCGGAGGCGUCCCGGGGGCGGUGCCCGGCGUCGGAGGUGUCCCCGGGGUGGCAGGGGUGCCGUCGGCAGCAGCAGCAGCAAAGGCAGCUAAGUACGGCGCCGGCGUUCCCGGUGUCGGUGUGGGUGGCGUCCCCGGCCUCGUGCCCGGAGUCGGAGGCGUCCCUGGCUUGGUACCCGGUGUCGGAGGCGUCCCGGGGGCGGUGCCCGGCGUCGGAGGUGUCCCCGGGGUGGCAGGGGUGCCGUCGGCAGCAGCAGCAGCAAAGGCAGCUAAGUACGGCGCCGGCGUUCCCGGUGUCGGUGUGGGUGGCGUCCCCGGCCUCGUGCCCGGAGUCGGAGGCGUCCCUGGCUUGGUACCCGGUGUCGGAGGCGUCCCGGGGGCGGUGCCCGGCGUCGGAGGUGUCCCCGGGGUGGCAGGGGUGCCGUCGGCAGCAGCAGCAGCAAAGGCAGCUAAGUACGGUGCCGGCGUUCCCGGUGUCGGUGUGGGUGGCGUUCCCGGCCUCGUGCCCGGAGUCGGAGGCGUCCCUGGCUUGGUACCCGGUGUCGGAGGUGUCCCGGGGGCGGUGCCCGGCGUCGGAGGUGUCCCCGGGGUGGCAGGGGUGCCGUCGGCAGCAGCAGCAGCAAAGGCAGCUAAGUACGGAGCUGGCGUUCCUGGCAUUGCUGGCGUUCCUGGCAUUCCUGGUGUUCCUGGAGUUCCCGGUGUCCCUGGUGUUCCCGGCGUUCCUGGUGUGCCUGGGGUUCCUGGAGCUGUGCCUGGUGUUGGAGUGGGUGGCCCGGCAGCAGCGGCCGCAGCCAAAGCUGCAGCGAAAGCAGCCGCAAUCGGAGCAGGACGCGUGCCCGGUGUUGGCGUUCCUGGAGUGGGCGUUCCUGGAGUGGGUGUUCCUGGAGUGGGUGUUCCUGGAGUGGGUGUGCCAGGUGUUGGCGUGCCCGGUCUGGUGCCUGGGGUCGGCAUUCCAGGAGGUCCAGCAGCUGCUGCCAAAGCAGCCGCCAAGGCCGCCAAGUACGGAGCUGGUGGCCUGGCUCCCGGCGUGGGUGGCCUAGCUCCCGGCGUGGGUGGCCUGGCUCCUGGCGUGGGUGGCCUGGUUCCUGGAGUAGGUGGGCUGGUUCCUGGUGUUGGAGGUGUCCCAGGUGUUGGAGGUCCAGCAGCAGCGGCCAAAGCAGCAGCCAAGGCAGCCAAAUUUGGUGCUGGGGUUGGAGGGGUGCCAGGGGUGGUGCCUGGCGUGGGCGGAGUGCCCGGAGUGACACCCGGUGUUGGUGGUGUGCCUGGCUUGGUGCCAGGGGUGGGAGUACCUGGAACUGGCAUCCUUCCCGGGGCAGGCAUCCCCCAAGUAGGGGUGCAGCCUGGUGCUAAACCUCCCAAAUUCGGUGUUCCUGGGGUUGGAGUCCCAGGGGUUGGUGGCCUCCCAGGUGGCCUUGGAGUCGGUGGGCUCGGAGUUGGUGGCCUCGGAGCUGCUGGGAAACCUCCCAAGCCAGGCGUUGGAGUUCCCGGCUUCGGCGUAUCACCGGUAUUUCCAGGUGGGGUCGGCGGCCUAGGAUUCGGUGGGAAGCCCCCCAAGCCCUACGGAGGAGCUCUGGGUGCCCUGGGCUUUAGAGGCGCGGGCUGCGCGGCAGGGAAGUACUGCGGGAGGAAGCGGAAGUAACGCUCCGUCACCGAUCACCUCAUGAACUUUGGUGCUACUGCAUGGUCCAGAAUGUAAAUCCGAAGCAAAGCUGAGACACCCUCUCCUCAAGCCCCGGACCUCCCCGUCCAUCCCGGGGCCGUGCCCGGCCCCGCGUUCCCCGGAGGGACCCCGCGUUCCCCGGCAGCGUCCGGCCCCCCCCGCCCCUCGGUCCCGGCAGGGAGCGCGGAAUAAACUGCGGGGAGCAGCCGUCCCCCUUGGUGCUAUCGCUCUCUGCGGGAUUUGGGGGGGACUGGGCUGUCGCGCCCCUGCCCAGCCCCAGAGCUGACCCGCGGGGGGGACACAGGAUGAGGGGCACCCCAUAUUGGAGGAAGGGAGGGAGAGGAGGGGAUGCCGGCGGCGGGGGCUGUGCGGGGAGGGAUGGCCCCAUCAGCCUGGCCCCCACCCCAGUCCCUGCGCUCCCCCCGGUUUGGGGGGGGCCGCGGGCAGGAGGGGCUCAGUCCCUUCACGUUGCUCACUUUGCUAUAACUGGGUGGGACGCCCUAUACAGAGGGACUCGCUUCUGACAGACUAAUAAAGGACAAGUUUUUAAAGGA